This is a messenger RNA of Auanema sp. JU1783, 1482 nucleotides long. The record is from the annotation of a GenBank genome assembly. Lineage: Eukaryota; Metazoa; Nematoda; Chromadorea; Rhabditida; Rhabditidae.
AUGAAAUGCCAUUAUGAAUUAUUGGAAGUUGCUCGUGAUGCCGAUGAUGAUGUUAUCAAGAAGAGCUACAGAAAGCUAGCAUUGAAAUGGCAUCCUGACAAAAAUCCAGAUAAUAUUGAAGAAACUACAAAAUAUUUUGCUCUUUUACAAAAUGCAUAUGAAGUAUUAAGUGAUCCUCAUGAAAGAGCGUUUUACGACAAACAUAGGGAGAAUAUCCUGAAAGGAGGUUUCGAAGAGGAUUAUAAGGAUGAAGCUUUAGAUCUGUUUCAAUAUUUUUCUAGUUCAUGUUAUAGAGGUUUUACGGGUGACAAAGGAUUCUAUUCUGUAUAUGGACAUGUGUUUGAAGUUUUAUCGAACGAAGAUUAUGAUUUCGUAGAUGACCCAGCCGUGCGAUAUCCCCAGUUCGGCCAAGCGGAUAGUGAUUAUGACACGGUUGUGGGACCUUUCUACGGGUUUUGGACCUCUUUUAAUACGGCACGUUCUUUCGUUUGGCUAGAUAAGUAUGAUGUGCGCGACGGUGAGAACCGAGCUCAUGUCAGAGCAAUUGAAGCAGAGAAUAAGAAGUACAGGGAUGCUGGUAAAGCUGAGAGAAAUGAUCAGAUCAGAGAGUUGGUGCGGUUCAUUCGAAAACGUGAUCCUAGGAUUAAAGCGUAUAGAGAAUUACUUGAACUUAGGCAAAUUGAAGCGAAAAAAAAGCAGGAGGAGCAUCGGUUGAAACAAAUACAGAAGAAUAAAGAACGGAUGCAGGCUUUCGAAGAAGAUGAAGCUGCGAAAGCUGCCCACCGUGCUCAGUUGGAAGAAAUUAUGGCUGAUCUGGAAGGGUCUUCUUGCAACUCCGAUUCUGAGAAUGAUGGAGAAUUGCUACCUCAUUGUGUUGUUUGUAACAAAAGCUUCAAAACCGAGAAUGCUCUUACCAAUCACAUGACAUCUAAGCAGCACAAGAAGCAACUACAAGAAUUGAAAAAGCACAUGAAGGAAGAAGAUGCAGCUCUGUUCGAAACUGCCUCUGCUGAACCCGAAGCUAAAACAGAAAAGGCUUCUGAGCAAAGUAAGAAGUCUAAACGUAGGGCCAAGAAGAAAAAUAGAGCUUGGGACGACAACUCUGACGAAUCAGAAAAGGAAGAAGUGAAACAAGACGAAAAAGUCGAGGAAGUACAGAGUGAACUAGCAAAUCUUGAUUUGGGAGAAGCAAAACCAGAAGAGACGGAGGUUGUAGAAGACGAAAAUCCGAAGGAAAAAACGAAAAAACGGAGAAGGGCAGCCAAAAAACCAGCAGGAGCUGUUGUAGAAGUUCCUCCACCUGACGACCUAGAGCCAGAAAUAGAUACCCAACCGAAAACGGCAAGCUGUGAUAAAUGCAAAGAAUUUUUCGAGAGCCGGUCGAGGUUAUUCGCCCACCUUAAAGAGACCGGUCAUGCCACAUUGAUAGACUCUGCUCCAAUGACAAAUGGCAAAAAACAGAAAAAAGGAAAAAGAAAAUAA